This is a messenger RNA of Aphis gossypii (cotton aphid), 1507 nucleotides long. RefSeq lists its product as uncharacterized. The coding region runs from base 602 to 1186 and encodes 194 amino acids. The transcript has 2 exons. NCBI's taxonomy places the organism in Eukaryota, Metazoa, Arthropoda, Insecta, Hemiptera, Aphididae. The record is from RefSeq and is a predicted model, not a curated record.
ACAAACAAGUUCAAUUGUGAAUGGUUUUAGAAAGUGUGGAUUAUAUCCUUUUAACCCCAAUGCCGUUGAUUUUUCCAAAUGUAUUUCAUAUCGAAGAAAUAUACUGUUUCCAACUACAAAUAAUGAUUCGAGCUUACAAAUUCCUGUUAAAACUUCAUCAGAAGAAUAUAAAGCUGCAUUAAAAGUGUUUGAAAGUUAUAUUGGGAGAGCAAAUACUGAAAUAUUUGAAAAAAAAUUGCAAGACCCUCUUCUUGAAGCUGAAAAAUCGCCAUCCUUAUUUGAUUUUUGGGUUAAAACUAAAAAAAAAUACUGAAAAUCUUAAUAUUGAAGAUAUGCCAGUUGAAAUUGCAUAUGAUAAUAGUGAUAAUCAGUUGUACGAAUGUGAUUUUGAUUUAUUGGAGCAUCAUAGCAUGAUCUAUGAAAUUGAACAACCUAGUGCUGGGAGUACAUAUACUGAAAAUAAUAAUAUUAAUAAUUUAACAACUGAAGGUGUGGAAAUUAAUUUAGAUGAUGUUUUUAAAGUAAAUGAGAUUGAUAAUAUCAUACUUGAAACUGUAAAUGAGAUGAAUAAGAUACGUAUGCAACUGUGAAUAAGACUGAUAUGUUUGAAACUGUGAAUAAGAUUGAUAUGUUUGAAACUGUGAAUGAGACUGAUAUGUUUGAAACUGUGAAUGAGACUGAUAUGUUUGAAACUGUGAAUGAGACUGAUAUGUUUGAAACUGAUGAGACUGAAAAUAAUAUGAAUGAAACUGUAUUAUGUGAUAUUGAAAUAGAACCUAAAAAUAUAAUAGAUUGUAGAGUUAAAAAGACUGAUAAUGUAAUAAGUGAGGGAGUUAUAGAAGUUAAUAUAGUUGAUAAGUGUCCAAAUGAAACCAUUCAAAAAGCAGUAACUGUAAAUAAAUCUAAUUUAAGUCCUGCAACAAUUGAAGAAUCACGGAGCAAACAUUUGUUUUGGCCAAAGCCUGACACAAAAAAGAAACAAAAUAGAAGUCAUGUAAAAUUACCAUUUGCUGUUACAGCAAUUACGUGGAGGGAAUAUCAUGCCAGUAAAGAACAAGAAAAACUAAAAAAAGAAGAAGAAUUAACACAAAAACGAAAACGUAAAGAGGGAAUAAAAAAAGAAAAAGGUCUUAAAGUUGUCAAAAAAAACCACAAAAAAACAGGAACCAAAAAAAUCAAAAAGUGAAAAAAAAAAUUAAAUCAGGAUUGAAUAUAAUUAUGGGGUCUGAAGAUGAUGCCACAUGUUUGUACUGUAAGGAACCUUACACUUUGUCAAAAAAUGGUGAGCCAUGGAUCAGAUGUUGUGGAUGUGCUGAAUGGGCCCAUGAACUCUGGGCUAGUUCUGAAAAUACAGUUGCUUAUAUUUGUGAAUACUGCCGUUAAGUUUUUUUUUUUUUUACUUACAAUUGUUAAUUUUUAAAUGCUUAAUAUACAACUGUUAUAUAUAGUUGUAACAUUGUUACUUUCCUACCUACACAGAUAUUUAUUUUAAUAGUUACCAAGUUGG